AAAACACUGAAAACUACACAACCCAGCGUGCUUGUCAUAGUUUCCGGUUAUCGUCCCGUACGCACGGAACUCACUCGCUCUCAAGGUGGUCUCCUGCCACAGUCUGAUGCUUCCUGCUGUGCUCCGCUGCGUCCGGCCCGUCUCUACCCGUCUUCCCUUAAGCCGGCCUCUGGCCCACGUCACCCCACGCAUGGAUCCAGACCAGGGUCGGCCCGUCCAGAGGACUAUAACCGCCAAGCUGACUGAAAAACUCAAGCCGGACCACUUGGAGGUCCACAACGAAAGCCACAUGCACGCCGUGCCCCCCGGCUCCGAGUCCCAUUUCCGUGUACUGGUCGUCAGCUCGCAGUUUGAGGGUCUGCCUCUGAUACAGCGCCACCGUUUGGUUAAUGAGGCGUUGAAAGAGGAGUUGAGUAGCUGCGUUCAUGCCCUGGCCAUCCAGGCAAAGACUCCUGAGCAGUGGGGACGUAACCCCUCGGUGGCUCAGAGUCCGCCUUGCAUGGGGGGCUCAAGGGGGGAUCACACGGUGGAGGAGAAACUGAAGGCCGGGCGGGAGUGACUGGUUGUGGACUAUGACGCUUUUGAGACUGCACUGUGAAGAAGGUUGAUUGAAAUCACGAUUGAACGUUUAUAUAAUAACAACCAGGGAUGAAUUGAUUAAAAUGGAAUUCUUUGCAAAUGAAGUUGGAAACAUAGAAACUGUGAGUUGGUAUUCAGCUAUUUACUAAACCAGUAAUUAACAUAAUCUAUUUGGACAUGUGAACCGUAUCUAACUGAAACAGUGAGGCCCCACACCUUAAUUAAAAGUUGGGUUUCCAGUCCGUUAAAGUACCAUCCUUGCAUGCCAAUAUGUAUCCUAAAAUAGUUAUUGAAUGCUAAUUAUUUCCUGCUUUCAGGAUUGUCUUCUAAAGUGUCCUUCAGCUUUAUGUUCACUAUGGCCGUUGUCAUGGUAGACCGUCUUCAAGAUUUAAUACAACAGCAUUAUUUGUUAUGCUCAAAGCAAAAAUAAUAAGGUUACAAAAAAGUGCCAUAAUUGCAAAGAAAUAAGCCUUCAAUGCAUUUAAUUUAAAAACAAUCAGAUGAAGUCUGUAAUGUGAUACAUUUUUGUUUGGGGAUUUUUAACUCGGUCAAUUCAUUCCUCCUAUAAUCACUUAAAGUCUUUAAGAUACACCAUAGAUUUAAAAAAAACAGUUGUACCAAAACCAUCUCAACACCUCACCCUCACCCAUCUCAACCAUCUUGAUUACAUUGUAAACAAAUAAAUGCAAUUCUAAAUGAAUGAAAGUGAUCUAGUGAGAUAUUAUUUCAGCAAGUUGUUUCCCCUGUUUUUAUGACGUUGCACAGGGGCCGUCGCUUAAACUAAUUGCCAUGAUGAAGUUGGGAGACUGUCAGUACAACCGGCCCAACACACGAUGGCAGUAUGAACAAAUACAAAGUUAACUGAAUUGGGUGAAUCGGCCGAUGAGUACAAGAUGUCGCCGUUAUUCACCCUCAAAAUCAAUUGUAAAUCCAAUUUUAUUCUUGUAUCUUUAUACAAACACAAUCCUCAGAUAAAUUAAUACGAGGACUAAUGUGAGAACCAGCCAAUACAUUUCAAAUAUAAAGCCAAUAUUAAAUGUUUUUGAUUUGAGCUAAUAAAGGACACCAGGAAAACCCCCCACAUUUAAUCAGUUGCAGAAAUAUAAUUUAUGGAAGCAUUAUUAUUAUUAUUACUAUACAUUAUUUGCUCUCAGAAUGACACUCCGUACUACAUGCGUGUGUGGGUGGGCGUUUGUUUUUGUCUCGAGGUUCUUCGUGUCACUGUGAAGGUCUUCUCGUCCUCUCCUCAAACCCUGUGAGUCAACGAAAAUUGUUGGUGGGAAUCUUCACAAACGGCGACGCUUUACCCCCAAAUUAUCAUUCCUCUACAAAAUCGAUCUGCUCCAGAUUUCUUCUUUUCCACAAAACAUGUCCAGAUUUGAAACAGACGGCACCAAGCGCACACCACGGAGCCAAAGCCGACUUUGAAUGCUCUGCGGCAAAAGCUAUUCAAAGUUGUUACGAGCCGAUAAAGACGGGCCUCCGGCGGACGGAAUGCGGCGUGACCUCAAGGCAACGCACCUCGUCCUCCGCGACCGUCCUCCGCCCGGAGUUGACAGCCUGUCAGGCCUCACAAAAGGCCUCGCUGAGGAGGGUGAACAACUGGUGUCGCUGGAUUUGGAAAGAGGAAAACAGAAACACAACCAGUUUAUGACCCCUGCUGGUCCAUUACAGCCGGGGGGGCCUAAGGGGGCAAGAAGCAAGGUCGGGGCGGUGGGAGAAAGCAAUAAGCUGGGGCUGCACUGCCCCGGGACCUGCAGACUGUCUCUGCCGCUGAGAUUUACGUGUCACUGUUCCAGGUGCGGUUAUGAUGGAGAGUGGAAAGACGUCAAGUCGUCAAAGGGUGAAGAGGUGGAGUGCAGAGACUUGUCUCGCACUUAAAAGGUUGGACUGUUUUACAUGCGUGAGUAGUACAUCACAUUCUUAGUCCGUGGCAGUUAUACGGCGAAAUAACAGGGUCGUGCAGGUCAGCGUUUGGUGACUUGUUUGGGCCAGAGGUGGAAUUGCAAGUGCUCUAAUUAACUUUCUUUGCAUGCACUUUUUCUAGCACAUUGUUACGUACUACUUUAGGCAUAAAAAAAAAAAGCAUCUGUUUGCCUCCAGCUGGGCGAUUAAGGCGUGACUGGGAGUAAAGUCCACUCGAGUGUAUUUUAGAACGGCUGAAAUGACCAGUGGGACUUGAAUAAAACGUCUAAUUGGCCCUUUCACGCUUUCCGUACCCUGUCUUCCAAAAGGCUGCUUCUGUACUUCAGAGGCACUACUAAGGUAACGUCUAUAUGAUAAUACAGUAUUCUUUCCACCUUGUGUUGUGAAAUGUUGUGCAAAGUGUAAUAAAUAGGGGUAUUUUUAA
Molecule: messenger RNA, 2929 nt
Organism: Gasterosteus aculeatus aculeatus (three-spined stickleback)
Lineage: Eukaryota; Metazoa; Chordata; Actinopteri; Perciformes; Gasterosteidae
Gene: bola1
Product: bolA family member 1
Cellular component (GO): mitochondrion
Source: RefSeq, a predicted model, not a curated record